This is a messenger RNA of Postia placenta MAD-698-R-SB12, 594 nucleotides long. RefSeq lists its product as hypothetical. Lineage: Eukaryota; Fungi; Basidiomycota; Agaricomycetes; Polyporales; Adustoporiaceae. Bases 1 to 594 code for a protein of 197 amino acids. The record is from RefSeq and is a predicted model, not a curated record. The transcript has 2 exons.
AUGAGCGUGACCGUAUAUGCUGCUGUUUCCGCCACCCUCUCAGCCGUCUACGGCAGCGAGCCCGCCUCAAUCUUGUCGUCCGAGGCAGGAGCACCAGUUUUCUACCCGACAGGCCGCCCUGGCCGCAAGGAUGCAGAAGCCUUCUUGCAGUCGCUCACUCUGAAGGCGAACGCCGCUGCUAACGCGAUGGGUUGUGGCAGCGCCCUCCUCGGGCAGACCAGCGAGACUGACGAAUUUGGAGACCUCGCGUUCUACCUGGGUGACGGCGACUAUGGCAAGAGUCGUAACAGAGCCGAAGUCAUCGAGGCGUUGCAGAUGCAGCCCCGGUUGACUGAGAAAUCUACGAUCGAGAUUGUAGACCUCUUGCCCGAUGUACCCCUUCCUGUUUCUUCGUGCUUGCGACAAAGCAACGAAGCAGAAGAGGCACAAGAACUUGUGCAACUGCUGUCGCUCUUGUCGGACACAUACUGUAUGCGCAUUGCCAACCUCGGCGAUAAUCACAAUCUCGUCGUAUAUCUGCUGGUCGCGCGCGCACCUGCCGCGUUCAACUUCCCAGGGUGGGUUGGCCUGCUUGGCGCGGGGAUUUGGUCUUAG